Messenger RNA from Neltuma alba, 1618 nucleotides. RefSeq lists its product as uncharacterized. The record is from RefSeq and is a predicted model, not a curated record. Gene Ontology annotation, molecular function: protein binding. Lineage: Eukaryota; Viridiplantae; Streptophyta; Magnoliopsida; Fabales; Fabaceae. The annotation marks the transcript as partial. The transcript is spliced from 9 exons. Gene Ontology annotation, cellular component: membrane.
AUCAUUUCCCAGAAAACUAACUCUCCGAUUCUGGAAACUGGUUUUAGGCAAGUGCUACGAGAGGAAAAUUUCCUGUUGCAGUCGAAAUUCCAGAUAAAUGGAUGCAUCAAAUCAAGAUCCAAGAAAUCCUCCUCAAGGAUCUAGUCGCCCCCAAUUACGGAGGGUCAGAUCAGCUGAAUUUAGAAGACCUUCCCAUAACUUUUUACAGAUAAUGAAUGCAUCAAAUGGUGAUAUAGUGAAUCCUCCUGAAGUACCCAGUAACUCCCUAUUACGAAGGGUGGAAUCAGCCGUGUUCAAGAGACCUUCCCUUGACCUUUUACAGGAUACGCCUGAGGCCAGAAUGAUGUACUUGAAAUUAUGUGUGCCUCUUCACAAGUAUGCAUCUGAAGGCAAUUGGGAAGAAGCUAAGCUCAUAUUAGGUCAAAAUAGAACGCUUCUGAGUGCUGCCAUAGCACAAGGAUGGUCAACAAUACUUCAUGUAGCAGUAGGAGCAGGUCAUUUUCACUUUGUGGAGGAGCUUGUGAACAUGAUGGAAGAGAACAAAAUACACUUGGAUUUACAAGACUCAAACGGAAACACUGCCUUCAGCUUGGCUACUAUUGCAGGAAACUUGGAGAUUGUUCAGUUAAUUCGAACAGGUUUCACUCCUAUUCUUUUUGCUGCAUUACAAGGAAGAGCUGAUUUGACAAAGUAUCUAUAUCCUUUCACUGUUGAUGAAAAUUUUGAAGAAGUAGAAUGGAAGAAGUUAUUCCUCACUUGCAUUGACUCUGGUAUUUAUGAUUUGGCAUUGCACAUGUUGAAAGAAAAAGGAAAACUAGCAUUUGCAACGGAUGAAGAUGGCAUGACAGGUUUACAUAUCAUGGCUCAGACAGCAGAUUUAGGAAGUUAUAGGCCAGAACAUCAAAUUCAACUCACAAGUUCAGGUACGAAGAAUGGUGUUGCCCUUGACCUUGUUCAUCUCCUAUGGGAAGAAAUUCUCAACGGUGUAGAUUCAAAGGAAAAUAUGAAGAAACUCAUAAAUGAACCAUCAAGACUACUAUUUGAUGCAGCAAAAGAGGUGAGGAAGAUAGUGUUGCCCUCAUAUAUGAAGAAGAAAAACUCAAAGGAUAAAACCCCUUGUGAGUUAUUCACUGAGGAGCAUGCUGCAUUACGUAAAGAUGCUGAAUCUUGGAUGAAAGGAACAGCUAAGUCAUGUAUGCUUGUUUCAACUCUUAUUGCUACCGGUGUGUUUACUGCGGCAUUUAGCACACCAGGUGGUAUUAAGGAUGAUACAGGAGUUCCAAAUUAUUUGGGAAAACGAUCAUUUACGAUAUUUGCAAUAUCAGAUGCCAUUGCAAUGAUCUCCUCUUCGGCUUCCAUACUAAUCUUCUUAUCCAUUCUCAUAUCACGUUAUGCAGAAUAUGACUUUCAUCAUUCUUUACCCUCAAAGCUAAUAUUCGGAUUGAUAACACUCUUCAUCUCCAUAACAAGCAUGAUGAUAGCAUUUAGUAGUGCUUUCUUUGUGACAUAUGACCGUGGCUUAAAAUAUGAACUGGAAGAAAACAAUACUAUACCAGAAGAGAGAGAGGCUGAGAAGACAAAGCUAGAGCAAGGGUCGAAAUCUGGAAAGAGGGAAAAG